This is a messenger RNA of Carassius auratus (goldfish), 4595 nucleotides long. RefSeq names its product zinc finger protein 518A-like. The transcript has 3 exons. The record is from RefSeq and is a predicted model, not a curated record. The coding region runs from base 268 to 2853 and encodes 861 amino acids. Lineage: Eukaryota; Metazoa; Chordata; Actinopteri; Cypriniformes; Cyprinidae.
UCUACUUUUCUGUGCACAUCAAGUCUGUGACAUGAAUGAGCUUCUUUCAUAAAGAGAAAGCAUACAACUAGGCAUCAAUAGAUCGAAGUAUGCAUGCAAUAUAGACAAUGCAGUUGGACAUAAGUAUGAUGUGGCAUGCAGGUAAUCCAUUCUAGUCAUGGGCUUGAGCUGCUUUUGUCCCCGGAUUGAACUGUCAUGGCUGCCGCGCGCUGUUGACUGAUUCUGGUUGGACAGGAGGCGGAAAAGCGCUGGCUCUGUGCAUCCGAAAUGAAUGGGGUCAAAGCCAACCCUGGCGCUCAGGUUGGGAAGGAAGAGAGGGGCAUUUGGCAUAAACGCCUGCGUCUCAGGAAGACCUCCUUUUCAUUCCCUGCUGAACGAAACACUGUGAAACAGGAGAGGAAUGUCAUUGCACGUGGAUGGAACGUAAAAGAGAAGUCGGAGAAGCGACCUCAAAGUCUUCAUGCGUUAAACACAUUCACCUGCUCCUCAUGCAAAGAUGGCGUCUCUUUCAGACCUGGCCAAUUAACAAUGCAUUAUAAGAUCGCCCACGGAGGCGAAGGAAGCCCCCCGGUGUUUCCAUGCAACAUGUGUAAUUUCUCCUCUCCAGUGUUCACUACGCUUCAGCAGCACCGAAUGCAACACGAGGAUUGUUUGUUCGUUUGUGAGAUUUGUGAUGACGACGUCCAGCGAACGCUUCCCCAACUGACCAAACAUUGUCAAACUCACCAUGCUCUAAACGGUCAAUACUACUGUCCGAAGUGCAAACUCUCCAUCCAGGAGAUCAAGCAGUUUGUGUGUCACUCGUGUUGCAUUACCAAUGGCAAUGCACAGAAAAACACUCUCUUGAAGCACAUGGCUGCUGCAUGCCGUCAAAGGUGGAGCCGCAGGAAUUGGUGGAGAAAGCGGGCACACGUCCAGCAAGACAACAACAUGUCCCAAGAGUUAAAGUUCUUACUUCCAAAACCAGAAGCCCAGUUGACAUCCCCAUUGCUCCCGUUCUCCACACCCGGUCUACUGCACGACCACGGCGUCUUGCUGGAUCCAGAGAAGACCUUGGAGGAAACACAGCAGUUUCUUGAAAGGACUGUGGGUAGUGCUAAAAACUGGCCUGCAUCUUUCAAAAGCGAGCGAGAGUUUGUUUCUCGCGCGCCAACAACACCCCAUCCGUCACAAACGAAUGCGAAGCGGUGUACCGCGCCACACACUGGGAAAGAUAAGCUAAUCGGACUCAUGGAGAAGAACAAUAUAUCCGUUCCUCCAGACUGCACUACAAAGCUGGUCGGAUUCAAGAUGGUGGACGGCAAGAAGCAUGUAGUCCUCAAAGUCAUUCCUUCAAACAAUCGAGAUGUUUCGAACGGUGCUGUGAAACCUGUCAAUCAGCGAAACGAAUCCAAUGAUGUUAAACCCUCAGGAAACUGUUCUCAGGUGACAUCUAGAAGGUCUUCGACCCAAAGAAGGAAGCAGGGACGAUGUGUAGCUCAGAAGGAGAGUUCGUCUUCAGUGGUUGAGAAGAUACAAAGCCGACAAACUGAUGCAUGCAACAGUCAGGAGCAUGCAACUAUUCCAAAUGCAUGCAACGCCUGCGAUAUACAAAGUCCCCAUGCAAAAAGAGCGAAUGACUGCCAAGCCUUCAGUGAAUCCGAGGAAAACUUUACUGCAUGCCAAGGAGAUUCCGGUUGUAAUAGCGAUCUGACUUCGGAUACAGGUUCUUUGGAGGAAACGUGUAGUUCACGACUCCUUACAACUGUGUUUGAUGAAGAACCCAAUCUCGCACUGGAUUCAAACUUCGUUCACCAUCAGCCAAACACAUGCUCCAUCUCUGGGCUUGAUUGCAUGGGUCCGUCCUCUGGAUCUCUCCUGAAGGAUCUGAAUGAGUCUUUGUGUCAGAGUGAAGCCGGGGACCUGUUAUUCCAUGAGUGCACAAACAACAUGGACCCCAGAGAUUCUCUGGUCCCGGUGGGUCAGCACGACUGUGAGAGCGAAAGCCUGAGCGCUCCAGAACUGCUUCACAUGGUGCAUGAGCUGCCUUUAACAACAGCCAUCCAUUUGCUGGAUGAGACGAGAGAGGAUCGGACGUUAUCGGCACACGUCAGCUCUGAUGAACCUCUGAAAGAUUCAACACGCGCUGGAGAUGCAAACCAGCGAUCUGAGCCGGUCAGUGCUUACAUCUUCUCUCAUGAUGCAAACUCUUCCUCAUCCGGAUCCAGCGAGUCGAGCGGCGCUCUCGCUGCACUGAACAGAAAGCGCAUGGGAGAAACGUCCUCGGUGGACUCUCCCAUCACCAAAUCCCAGAAGCGAUCGACUCGGGCCUCGGAAGACGUCAGCGGCUCCGUCCUCUUCUGGGAGCCGGUGGCUCGAGACUCUCCGGUGACCCUUCGACUGAUUCCCUUCAGCUCCUCGCAGUCUGUUAAAACCCCACGCGACGACCAGCCCGUCAUAGUCCUCAACCAUCCCCACACGGAUAUCCCCGAGGUCACCAACAUCAUGAAAGUAGUCCACAAGCACAAAGACGGCGUGCAGCGCGUCGUACUUUCUCGUAAAACUCUCCGAGCUCUUUCCGAGUGUAACUGCGAUGCCUUUCGCGAUAAUCUCGUCGCCACUUGCCACCACCGCAGGAGAGAAUGGCCGAAUGGGACGGUUAAAGAACGGGUCAGCUUGAAACUGAGGCUCAAAAGAGUGUGUGGACGAAAGUACACCGUAGUACCGACUGUGUCGGAGACUUUGGUGCCGCAGCCGACGUUUAGAUGCUGGUUCUGCGGCCGGCUUUUCACAAACCAGGAAGCUUGGGUGGGACACGGACAGAGACAUCUAAUGGAAGCAACCAGAGGCUGGAACCAGCUCUUCCACAGAUAGAAAUGCGUUCGGUUUCCUGCAUUAGUGCUGUGAAGACUCAGGGUUACCAUGCAGAUUUAUAGUAAUAAACCCGUUCUCAGGCGAUUUGAAUAUUUAUGAUGACACGAGCAUUAUUUAUUUUGUUCCACACUGUGAAAAAAAGUGCAGUGCAUUAUCUAAUAGACUAAAAAUCAGUGUGUUUUGAUACGGUCGGACCAAAGCCUUCUCACACGAGACUGUGAUAGAUCAGGUUUCGUGAGAUUAUUGCAGAGACCUCAGGUAAUAUUGUCAUAUUCCACUCUGUUUGCUACUAAUAGAAGAAGUGUGUUGACCUUCACUUCACUGAUACUUUAUGUAGCUUUGCAUUAUUUUAUAGUUUUACUGCUCUCUUUGUUGAUUUCCCAAUCAUCUUUCAGAAGACGUAGAGACUGAAUGUUUACAGGACUUGUUGAUUCUCUUUGUAGGAGGCUGUGGAUCUGGUUUAGCUUCCGGUUUAUUUAGCAUUAGCUUCAAACUACAGCUGUAUGCGAGAGCAUAUGUUCACGGAGGAUUCACUGAAAUUAUGUUUUGUAUUUAUGCGACUUGUCUGUAUUUAUUUUUCAGCACGCAGUCGGCUGAUAAGUUACAAUGGUGAGUUUAAUCAAGAGUUGAAAUGAAUUACCUUACAUUUAUUAAAUUGGUAAUGUAUUAUUCAUGGAUGAAGAAUGUUGCAACUGAUCUAGUUUUCCCCCAAAAUAUAUUUAUUCUCAUUUAUGAAGCCAAAGGUUUUUUUAGGAUCAGUGUAAUCUGGUCAGGAUAAUAAUUUCUUGAGUUAAUUUUUCAGCAGGUCAAACUCUGAUUGCACUGUGAACCAGGCACUUAAUAGUGAGGUGCAUUUCUGUAAAGGUUUGAAGAUGGUCUGUGAUCCACUUCACUUGAAAACCAAAGUAAACGUGUCUCUUAUGUUUGUGUAGAAGUUUAAACACUGUUAUUAUAGAAGUGCCUCUAAAAACAAAAAACACUUUAGAGCUAUCAGGAAAUAAAGAAAUAUAAUCAUUUGUUUGUUUUUAUGUUUUUUUCUGAGGUUGAGGUACAUAUAGCAUUGAGGUUUGCAUAUCAACAGCAUCUUUGUUUUGCACAUACAUCAGUCCUUUCUUUUUUACUACACUUGUGUACUGGGAAAAAAAAAAACAUUUUCAAAUGAAGUCACAAAACGGAUGAUCUGGAAGAUUGAAACAAACAUUUAUGUAAUUGAAUGUUCACUUAUGAUAAAUAUAAUUUUUUGGGUUGCCCACAUAAAGUUGCCAGGUAUUGCAACCUAAAAAGUGAUGAAAUUACAGGCACAUCAUUAAACAAAUGGAGAAACAGAAUCAACAGUAGCCUAUAUUUGGGGAAAAAAACGGUCAUUCAAUCUUAUACACAGGAUUGACCAAUCGAAACAUUUUUUGGAUUUAAGAUGCAUUGUUUUUUCCUGAUCCUUUAUUCUCUUACAGAGAAUAACUGUAAAGACUAAAAAAAGUCAAAUAAUAAAAAAGUGCAUAUAAUAAAUCUUUGAAUGAUUUUAAAAGGCAAUUAAAACGGGGAAAUUGUUUAGAAACCUUCCUGCAAAGCUACAGUACUGUUAAAAUUUUUAGGCACUUAUGAUGUAAAAUGAGGAUGCUGUCUAUUUUUCUCAAGUCUAUAAACUAAAUGAAAUCAAGGUUUGUUGUGAGCAUCAUUUGCAUUUAAAGCUGCUUUUGCCCUUGGUGCACGUGAGCGUAGUUUGUUGCAUGAGGUCUCUUGAA